Messenger RNA from Orbilia oligospora ATCC 24927, 1086 nucleotides. RefSeq lists its product as uncharacterized. The record is from RefSeq and is a predicted model, not a curated record. Gene Ontology annotation, biological process: regulation of DNA-templated transcription. The transcript has 2 exons. Gene Ontology annotation, molecular function: DNA-binding transcription factor activity. The coding region runs from base 1 to 1086 and encodes 361 amino acids. NCBI's taxonomy places the organism in Eukaryota, Fungi, Ascomycota, Orbiliomycetes, Orbiliales, Orbiliaceae.
AUGGAUUUCGACCUGGAUCUUUACUAUCAAUCCGCCGUCUUCCCAGGCUUUGGCGAACCCACCCUGGAGGAGACGGAGGCUGCCACCAAAGCAGCCUUGGAAGCUGAACUUCGAGGGAUGAGAGCCAGUUUUGCCUCUGCCUCUGGUAUGGAACAUCAUGAACUGUUCAUGGACCCGUCGACGGCUUGGGACUUCACUUCCAACAUCAAUGCCAACAGCAACAACACACAUUCCAACACAACCUCGUCAACCGCCUGCUCAACCCCCAGCCUCCAUGCCCUCGAUGAAAUUAUCAUCAAGUCCGAACCAACCGAGAACUGUUCUCUCCCACCCGAUUCGCCCCAGAAGAAGCGGAGACAGCCGUGGGGUAGACAACUUACCCCUCCCACUACCAAUCUCCCACCAAGAAAACGUGCCAAGACAGAUGCUGAAAAGCAACAACGUGCCUAUGAGCGUGUGAUCAGAAACAGAAAGGCCGCUGAGACCUCUCGCCAACGAAAGCAGGCCCAGCAAGAUCAGCUCUACAGGGACCUCCAGGCCGCGUUGGACGAGAACAAGGCCUUGAAGGCCAAGAUCGGUGCCAUCGAAAAGGAAUGCACCACCUACAAAAGCCGUUCCACUCAUCUCCAACUGCAGCUGCAGGGUAUCUCCAACGGCUCCACUGCCAUGUCUGCCGCAUUCAAGGUUGAGGACCCCGUCGCUCCCAUCAAACUGGAAACCGCUGGGGCGGCCGACCACUAUGUUAGCCCAUCCUCUCUUACCUGCGAAUCACCAGCCAACCAAUUUGACGACAUUAUCUCACCUACCUCCUCGCUUGCUGGCUCUCCGGAGACCAUGUCCGAGGAUGAGAGCCCUAGAACCCCAACAGAACUCAAGUCUGGGGUCUACUCUCACAUGUUCAGCCAUUAUGCUACAUACCCUUCUGACUCCAUCCUCCUCCCAACAGCCAAUGCUGCUGCCGAACCACGAAAGAUGGCUAAUGCCAUGGACAUCAGCGAGCACUUCAACGAUGUCUUCACAGCAUUGAACUAUGAUAGAAAUCCCGAGGCUGCCCAACUCACUGAUUUCGUUCAGAAUUUGUUUUAA